AUGAAGUUCGCCAUUGCCCUCUCUCUUCUGGCAGCUCUUGCUAGUGCUGCCACACAGAAGUGUAACCCCGCUGCUCGCCACGUCGGCCUCGUUAUCGAUCAGUCGACGUCGAACCAGUGGACCGAUGAUCGCAACUUCCGCCUCGAAGGUGCCAAGCAGAUCGUCCAGUCCCUCACCUCUAAGACAGAGGCGUCUCCCAACAACCUCGAGGCUGACAGCGUGGCUGUUGUCGGGUUUGCCUGGGAUGCCUGGCAAGUUCUCGACUUCAGCGACCCCACCGCGGCCUCCGGCGCUAUUGAAUCGCUCAGAGACAACCUGAAGGGCGGCACCAACGUUGGUGAUGGUAUGCGCCUCGCCAUGCAGAAUCUGCAGAACCUGAGCGCAGACCAGCUGUCGGGUCACUCCGCGAUUGUCCUUUUCACGGACGGUGAGGACACCCAAGGCAACAAAGACGCUAUGCAGAGCGCACUCAGGGAAGCCAAGGCUAAGGGCGUGCGCGUCUCCUUCGUGCGCCUCGACUCGGAGUCCGGCAAUCCGUGGCUCGGCUUGUUCAAGAUCGGUGGCGACAAGAAUUACAUCGACGCGGCCAUGACUGAAAGCAUCAUCUCCACUGGCGGUACCGUCUCCAUCGUCCGCAACGCCAGCAACCUUCAAGCCUUCGUGGACCAGGUCCUCAAGAACGGUCUCACCGGGGACGACGGCAAGUGUGGCGGCACGACCAUCGAGAACCCCGGUGGUGUUCUCAAGAACGACGUCACCUCCAUCGGUCUAUGCUCGACGAACGCCCAGGCGGUCUACACCUACAAGGCUGAGAAGAAUGAGAAGCUGACCUUUGGGGUCGGCCUCACCUCGAAGAACAAUCCUGUGCAGCUCACUGUGGUCUACGAGAACAAGUCUACAGGCGAGCGCAAGGAGAUCAAGGUUAACGGCUCGAACGCCUCCGGGACCGUUGAGGCCUUCGCUCAGGCUGGGCAGGACGUCACCCUUACAGUCAACCCGAGCGGCGCCUCCAGAGACGCCUGCCAAUACCAAGUCGGCCUCAAGGUUACCCCUGGUCAAGGCCCUCAGCCUACGGUCGUGCCCACCACCUCUGCCACCCCUAGCACCUCGACCGCUCCUACUACCUCUGCCACCCCUACUACAUCCGCCUCUCAGUGUCCUAGUGUCACUGCUUCCACUACCACGGUCGAGCGUACCGUUGUCACGACCAUGACGGUCCCCGCGCCCCCCCCUUCGGCUUCCGUUUGCAUCUGCAAGUGCGGUACUGAAGGCUCUAAGCCUCUUCCGAAGUUCGAGCUGUAA
Trichosporon asahii var. asahii CBS 2479 is the source of this 1302-nucleotide messenger RNA. RefSeq lists its product as uncharacterized. NCBI's taxonomy places the organism in Eukaryota, Fungi, Basidiomycota, Tremellomycetes, Trichosporonales, Trichosporonaceae. The record is from RefSeq and is a predicted model, not a curated record. The transcript has a single exon. Bases 1 to 1302 code for a protein of 433 amino acids.